Molecule: messenger RNA, 726 nt
Organism: Triticum turgidum subsp. durum (durum wheat)
Lineage: Eukaryota; Viridiplantae; Streptophyta; Magnoliopsida; Poales; Poaceae
Source: the annotation of a GenBank genome assembly
AUGCUGGAGGCGGCGGCGAUCCCUGAGCUGUGGAGCACCGUGCACGGGUGGUUCACCCCAUGGGUGCUGUUCAUCCUGCUCAACCUCGUCGUCCUCACCAUCUUCGUCACCUCCAUGGCCACGGCCCCGGCGGAGGGCGGAGAAGGGACUGCGCCCGGUGCUGACGGCGAGAGGAGGAACCUCGCCGUCCGGCCGUCAAUGGAGCUCGACCGGCACCGGUCGCCCAACCUGCCUCGCUUCACCGCCCCCGCCUCUGAGGCCCCGGCGACCGGAGUACUGGAUCUGGGGCAGCCCGACGAUCAGCCGCCGGCGCUCGAGAUGGAGCCGGAGAAUCCGGGUGAGCGCGAGCACGCGCGCAUGGAGAGGAGCAUGUCUGAGGCGGCCGUCGAGGCCGAGCUGCCGCGGCGGCCGGCGAGGCUGCGCAAGUCGGCGAGCGACAAGUCGGCGUUCGCGCACGUCGUGGCCAAGAAGGACAUCGAGGUGAUGGAGGUGCGCAGGCCGGCGACGACGAGGGACGCGGAGCGCGGCCGCCCCCUGGUGGCGAAAGCGGAGGAGCCGGCGUCGGAGGAGGAGAUCCAGGAGGCCGGCAGCGAGGUGGACGCCCGCGCGGACGAGUUCAUCAACAAGUUCCACCACCAGCUGAAGCAGCAGCGCAUCGACUCCUUCAGGCGCUCCCGGAAUGCGCUCCACCGCCGCCGGGCGUCCGUGGUGCCAGAGGCGCGCUAG